GUGAACAGAUGAUGAUGAGUGAACAGAGUGAACAGAUGAUGAUGACAAUUUAGCUGGUCAACGUGCUAGGGGGUUUAUUUUAUAAUGGAAAAUGAUACUUUGACACCAGAUUUUUUACAACAAUUUGACAACGACAGGUGUCAAAGUAUCAUUGGCUGUUCUGAUUGAAUUUUAAAAAAAAAAAACAGGUGAGGGGAAGGGCAAUUUGGGAAUGCGGUUUCUGAAAUUCAUUUGGUUUGGCGCCUACGAAAGCAUUUUCCCUUCUGAUGCACUAAAGUUAUCUCUCUCUCUUGACCUAAGCUCUCUCUCCACGACUCUGCACUCACGGGACCGAAGAGGUGUUUCGUCAUCUCCGUUCGGCAUUGAAGUUUCGAAGGGUGACAUUGAACGCUUUGUUCUUCCUCAUUGAAGGCUUUCAUCUCCGUCCGCGUGUUUGGAGGAAGUUUCGAUAGGGGCAAGCAUUGUGAUCUUUAAUCCAAAGGAGAGGUUUUUUGGCUGUCGCCGUUGUGGCUUGGUGGGUAUUUUGUAUGCCCUUGUUAAUCGAAAGGUAUCUUCUAUCUCCGUUUAGGAACUCUGUAAGUGUCGGUCCACCAUUGUCUACUCUUGCAGGCCAACGAAAUCGGGUUUCUACAUCGAGGAAGACCGGCAUUGAAGAUGUUGCGUCAAAAUUGUCAUCUUUGAGAUCAGAACUUGUCAAUGCUGUCUCUUCUGUAAUUGUCAUCUCCAUGCUUGAUGAAAUUGCAUGGUUGUUGAACUUGAGAGGCAAUGAUAUUCCACAUUCACCAGUUGUGUAUGCAUACUUGAUUGUGGAGAUUGAUGGAGCAAAAUUAUUUGUAGAUGAUUCCAAAGUUACUGAAGAGGUGAGGNAUCACUUNAAGAAAGCUGAUAUACANAUCANGACAUACNAUUCAAUUAUAUCUGAAAUUGAAAGAUUGGCAGCACAAAGUGUUGCUCUUUGGUUGGAUACUUUAUUUGUUAAUGCUGCUAUUGUAAAUGCCUAUGGAGCUGCCUGUGACAGAUAUUAUCGGAUUCGGGAGAAUAAACACAAAACCAGGAUAAAUGGUUUUGAUGGGUCUAUUGAGAGCUCAGAUGUACCCUUUGCUGUCCAUAAAGUCUCUCCUGUUUCUAUUUCAAAGGCCAUAAAACAUGAAUCAGAGUUAGAAGGGAUGCAAAAUUUCCAUUUAAGGGAUGCUGCUGCCCUUGCUCNNUUCUGGGAUUGGUUAGAAACAGAAAUUACCAAGGAUAGAACAUUGACAGAAGUAGAGGUUUCGGAUAAAUUUCUUGACUUCGCUCAAAACAAGCUAGUUUCCUGGAUACUAGCUUUGACACAAUAAGUGGUAUUGUGGUUGACUGUCAAUUUCUUUCUUAUAUUCUAUUGAGUUAUGGUUAAAGAAACAUGAAAAGUUACUGCCAUAAUUUUUCUCACUUUAUUUAACUGCCAAUUAUUUUAGGGGAAAAUUCAGAUAACAUACCUCUUGCUAUAAAUAUGGAAUGUAAAGGACCACCAUUUAGUAAUCCUAUGUAACCGAAUAUGAUAAUGAUAUUGAAAUACAUUGCUAUUAUUCCUCAGAGUACUUAUAUUUACCAGUAUUUCGAUUUAUAUUUUUACUUAUAUUAGUUGAAAAUAUAGAAAUCGUGUACUUAUUAUGAUGUGAAUCUAUCAUAUUAAUAAAUUAUUUUAUUUUAUGAGAAAUGAAUACAUACAUACUCUCACUGCCCAUUACAGUAUUAUGAAAUGUAGGAUUCAUUAUUAUAUAUAACAAAUACCUGGGUUAAUGGAUUUCCUACAUACAUCUCUUAAAGUUGACAAUUAAUUAACCUGAAGAGGUAAUUGUAGAGAAGUUGAUCUUCUCCUUCUGAAAGUGGUGUACAAAUGUCCCUCACAAAAAAAGUCAUAUGGUCCUGCAUAAGUCUUUUCUCCCAUUCACAGCAAUAUUGUGUUUUAUAUGUUAUUUCAAAAAGUAAAAGCCACACAUAUCAAAGUAUAUUUUAAACUUUUUAAAAUUAGUAAGAAUAUUGAGACACCCACGUGAACUUUAGACAUAAAAUUAUUAAUUAAUGAAUACAUAUAAUAAUUUUACAUUACUUAGAUCUCCUUUGAUUAGAUACUGUAUGGUGUGGGUAUACAUAUAGUAAGUAUUGAAUGUGAUCUAGUUUAUCUUAAUUUUCCACCAUUUUAACAUGAACAGAACUAUUUUUGCAAUCUGUUUACCUAAGCAUGUGGGGCUGACACAUCUUUUUUACUUUCUCUAUA
Molecule: messenger RNA, 2254 nt
Organism: Vigna radiata var. radiata (mung bean)
Lineage: Eukaryota; Viridiplantae; Streptophyta; Magnoliopsida; Fabales; Fabaceae
Product: probable Xaa-Pro aminopeptidase P
Exons: 5
Coding region: 528-1334 (268 amino acids)
Source: RefSeq, a predicted model, not a curated record